CACGAGAAUACGGCAGUAAAGCAGACAAAUGAUCUCCGUUUCCGAACUGUAGGUCAGAAGGUAUUUCGUGCUUAUAAAGCAGAAGAUGAAGAUGACAAACCGGAUAAGAUUGCUAGUUCAGUAUUUAUCACUGUUUCUUUGUUUAAAUUGAAAACUUUAUGGGGGCCUUCGUGUAAUCAAGAAAGUGAAGCGGUAACUACCGCUCGUAUUAAUAAGUUAAAAGAGUUACACGCUUCCGACAUCGAAUCAUUGCGUCGCUACGAUGACAUGUAUCCUGAUUUAAAUCAUAAAAGUACUUCAGAUGUUCUCCUUAUCUGUAUCAGCUCAUCGCCAAAUGGGAUUGUACAUGAACCAUAUCCUCUAAUGUGCACUGAUAUGACAUACGGUUGGAACUGUGAAGAAAGAUAUGUUCGAUUACCAUACUCCGUAUGUAAUAUUGUUGAUGGCAUUCCGCGUUAUAGGAUUAUGAAGAAUGCUAUUUCUAAACUUUUGGAGCCACUGAAAUCAUAUGAGGAGAUUGAGGUAUGCAUCAAGAGCUAUUCAAAUAUUAAAUGUUUUGAUGCCCUCAAAUACUUUUUCGACAUUUUUUUGGAUGCAGGUGUACGUGCAAAAUAUCUCUCAAGUGUAGUGCCUUUUAUUGCGAAAUUAGCGCUGCAAAGUCCACUUUUAAUAACUCAGCCAUUACCAUUAUUGCGACGUGGUCAGUCAUGUUCGGUAACAAUGAGUCAGCAUCAAGCAGCUUCACUUCUUGCACAUGCAUUUUUUUGUACAUAUCCGAGUCGCAACAAUCUUAAUAACAGAUUCUCAUUAAUUAAUUUUAACCGUUUAUUCAGUAUGCGCACUGCAAAUGUGGUGGAAAAAUUACGAUGCUUAUUACAUUAUUUUGAUGUGAUUUCUGAGAAAAUGCCAGAAGGAUUGUUAUCUUUCCGACGACAAAAUGAUUCAGUUCAGUGUGUGUGGUCUUCUCUGCAGCUACCGUUAUCACCUCUGUAUGUGAGUUCUGUAGGCUCAAUAGAAGAUAGUGGUUAUGGAAUGUUAGAAGUGGAUUUUGCUAAUAAAUACAUUGGAGGAGGAGUACUUAGUAGUGGUUGUGUUCAAGAAGAAAUUAGGUUUCUUAUAUAUCCGGAAUUAAUUAUAUCAAUGCUUUUGUGCGAAAAAUUGGAUAAUAAUGAAGCAGUGGUCAUUUGUGGCGCAGAAAGGUUUUCGAAUUACGUUGGUUAUGGCUCAUCAUUUCGCUGGUGUCCAAUGGAAAUAAAGAAUCCAUUACCAAGGGAUCGUUUCCGUAGGCUUUGUUGUGAAUUGGUGGCAAUGGAUGCUUUACCUUUUUACAAUAAACAAAAGCAAUUCAAUAUCGAUGCAGUAAAUCGCGAAUUAUUCAAGGUAGCGGCUUAUGUCGGCUUUGCUGUCAAGGAUGAUACGUUUAAACCAGUAGCUACAGGCAAAUGGGGCUGUGGUGCGUUUGGAGGUGAUCUGGAUUUAAAAAGUAUGAUACAACUUAUGGCUUCAUCUGCACGAAAGAGACCAUUAUGCUACUUCACAUUUGGUGAUUCAAAAUUUGCAGAGGACUUCAGGAAAGUAUAUAGAGCACUAGUGAACGCUGAAAUCUCAGUUGGGGAAUUAUAUGAUAUGAUUGGCGAAUAUUGCUUCAAACAUGACAAACACAAUUCUCUGCGAUUGUUCAAAUUCAUUCUUUCGAAACUUGAGAACACUACUCACUACGGUAAAUAUCAAUCUCGCCAAAAAAUGGUUUCUUAG
This is a messenger RNA of Thelazia callipaeda (thelaziosis nematode), 1755 nucleotides long. Lineage: Eukaryota; Metazoa; Nematoda; Chromadorea; Rhabditida; Thelaziidae. The record is from the annotation of a GenBank genome assembly.